CAGCCAUGUUCAUGAAGAAUCUGAAGAGAGGCGGGGAAUCUUGUUGACGUAUAUGCCCCUCCCACCGAACUCCCGGAAGUGCGGUCCUAGCUGGACUGCACCUUCUUUACACGAAAAGAAAUUCUCCGGUUACACGGGAGAUUCUAUGAGCUGGCACCUAACAUUGUGCCAAUGGAUUAUACAGAUGACCCAGAUGUCAAACUGCCAAUGCAGCUAAUAAUUAACAUGCCAGAGCUUGUGGAAAAUCCUUUUAAGGAGAGAAUUGUGCAGUCUUUCUCUGAAGAUGGAGAAGGAAACCUCAGUUUCAAUGACUUUGUGGAUAUGUUCUCUGUGAUGAGUGAAAUGGCUCCCCGGGAGCUUAAGGCUAUCUACGCAUUUAAAAUUUAUGAUUUCAACACUGACAACUUCAUUUGUAAAUCAGAUCUGGAGAAAACCCUGAACAAACUGACAAGAGAAGAGCUCGAGGAAGAGGAGGUGAAUCUGGUCUGUGAGAAGGUUAUUGAAGAAGCUGAUAUGGAUGGGGACGGCAAACUGGCAUUUGCAGAUUUUGAGAACAUGAUUUCCAAAGCUCCAGAUUUUCUCAGUACUUUUCAUAUACGAAUAUGAAGAUUUAGCAAUUGGAAGGUUUUGCUGGUUCAUAACUGCUGAAUCUCAGGCAUCUCCAGGCCCUGGCCUCUCUUACUGUGCAAAUACAUAAACAAAAGAGCUCCAUCUGCUGAGAUGAAGCUGACCUUGCAUCAGGAAUCUUUUUCCGAAAUUUGAGGAUGCGUUUUCUUGCUGUCUUUUUUAUUCCUUCAAUUUUUAUUAAUUAUAUUGAUGCAAAAAAAGAAGAACAGAAGAUCUAGAAUUUGAACAGAAGGGGAUUAUAGGCCUUAUUUGCUGAAUGGAUAAAGAAGUGGAAAAUAGGAAAUGACAAUAUGAACACAUCUAAGUGCAGUCUUGCUGCAGAAGAAAACAUGCAGCCGUGUGACAUCACAUUUAAUGCAAUCUUCAUUUAACAGGAUUCCUUUUUUUCCUGGUAAGUAUAAUUAGCACCAGUGAUUUGGAACAAGUAUUUUUUCCAAAGGGCUUUUUCUUGACGAAGUAUAGCAUGUCCUGCAAGAAUUCAGAUUUAAAAUCCAUUUUAGGAAAGCACAGGAAGCCAUAUUUUGUCAAUUGAGAUUAAUGUUCUCUCUCUAUAUAUAUAUAUGUACCUAUACCACAAAAAACAUGAGAAUAUGUGGUGCUUUGUGCUAUCUUCUCUUUUCUAUAAUACUUCGGAGCCCUUGUCUUUCAUCACUGACAAUUUUACAGACAAGCUGGAACGUAUGAAAACAUUAAGAAAUAGGUAUGCAAAUGACUUGAUAGCUGUUAUGAACUCCAACUCCACUCCAAUAUUUUAGUGGCUUUUGAGCACAGUGUGUGCAUUUUUCAGCAAGGCAAUACAAAUCUGUUCACAGUUUAAUGGAAUUAAGUGGAAGUUUAAUAUGUACAAGAAAGGUUAUAAGGGCUAGAAUGGGCGACAGAAGCUCACUCCAAACUAGGGGCACAAUGAGGAUAAAAAGCACUGGAACGUGAUACAUAAGUGGACUUUUUAAUGACUGUGCUUUUGUAGCUUUGUAGCUUCUCACAUAAAAACUACUAUGGUGCCUUUCAUAUCAAAGCUGCAUUUAUGUAUAUCUCCACUAGAACUUCCCUUUGAUCCAUUGGUCCAUUUAUGGAGCAAUUAAAGAGGAAAAAAAAUGCUGUUAUCACACUUUUCUACAAUGUUUCAUUAAGUUCUUAAGUUCUAACCAAUGUGACAGAAGGUAGAGGGUUUCCAGAGUAUUUCUGUGGCAGCUGUCACAGUGUGUAUUUUAUUUGAAAUGUUUUUCAUUUGAAACAGGGGUGGGCCAUGCCCUAGGCAACCUGGUCGGCCACCUCGCCCCUGCACCUCCCCUCCUUGUGCUUGUGCUGUGCCCCCACCUUGUAAUGACAACCAGUGGGGGCAAGAGAAGGAAGAGCGUCUAGGGGUAGGCAGGAGAGGUUUCUGCCUGGCGCCCCCCAAUCACAGCGCCCUAGGCAGGUGCCUCUUCUGCCUACCGCUAGUUCCAGCCCUGAUUUGAAAAUUAUUCUGUGACUUGCUGCAGUCCCAUGUAGCAUCCACCUGUUCAUUACCUGCUAUCCUCUUUGCUUAGUAUUGCAUCCAGUAGUAAAACUUGUGCAUUGGUUGGAAAGGAAAAUUAAAUACAACAUCACUAUUGGAUAUAUAACUGCCUUAAAGUAAUAUUUACAAGGGGCUUCUGCAGAGGGAAUACAGAUGGUGUCAAUCCAGGGAAGAAAGAACUGCUGCCUAGCAGUGACCUCCUUGUGUGGUAUUAUCUUUUGUCCCCUUGUGAAAUGAGAUUGAUAAAAAAGCCUUGAUUUUUUUUUGGAAAAAAAGCUUUGCUUCCCCCCAAAAUUUUUUAUUUUGAUACAGUGCAAUUAAAUGAUCAUGGACAGAAAUGUUCUGUCACCACACCACAAUAAUGUUGGAUUUCUUCAUUGAGUGGUCCUCAAGGCUGACAGUAGCAUACAUUGCUAAACGUACACAAAAGAAAAUAUGUUUUGAUGCAACUUCUAAUUUUAAUUUAGGAAAUGUAAUUGAAUAUAAAAAUCUCUUCCUACAAGGACACCAAAGACAAAUUAAAAGCAAGAAAAAUACAUGUAUAUUCUGUGUGAUUCCCCCCUUUCUUCUGUAGAAAUGUCUUUAAAAUGAUGUAUAGGUUAAUAAAAAAAAAUAUUUUUAAUAUAUUGCAUAAUGCUGUGCUGUACAGCUUUACAUGUAGUGGGCUACUUAUUUCCCAUAUCUUGUGCUCGAAUAUAAUAAAAAUAUAUAAUAUACAGAAUUCUGUUAAACCCUUGAGAAGACUGGGGAGCCAUAAAAAUCACUUGGCCACUGGGCUGCCAGUAGGACAGCCUUUGCAUGAGCAUUUCUUAGCUGAGGUCCUCCCAUUACAGCUACUUGGGCUGUAGGCAGUGUAUUUCUCAUAGUUAGGGUCGAUUGUGGUGAUUUGACCAAUGCUGUUUUUUGACAUAUUCCACUGUUGCUAAGCACAGCAUGUAACGUUUCUGCCAGCAUUUGUAUAUAUAAAGGGGCCCACCAGCUGUCACUUAAGAGAAGCAGGAGUUACCCACCAGUAUUGGUGUUCAAAGGCUUUUUGGAGACCUGGGCUUUCUGCAGUGGCACCUCCACUUGACUUUGGGUAUUCACACUAGAACCAGUAGUAGAACAAAUCCAGGGCAACAUUUUGGGCCCAAUCUGGGCCCUUUAUAAGGCUUGAUAUGUGUAUAUGGGCUAAAUAAACACCCCUUUUUAACUUUGCAA
Xenopus tropicalis (tropical clawed frog) is the source of this 3325-nucleotide messenger RNA. It is a transcript of the gene cib2, whose product is annotated as calcium and integrin binding family member 2. The record is from RefSeq and is a predicted model, not a curated record. NCBI's taxonomy places the organism in Eukaryota, Metazoa, Chordata, Amphibia, Anura, Pipidae. Gene Ontology annotation, molecular function: calcium ion binding. The transcript is spliced from 6 exons. Gene Ontology annotation, cellular component: cytoplasm; stereocilium; sarcolemma. The coding region runs from base 172 to 606 and encodes 144 amino acids.